Molecule: messenger RNA, 1449 nt
Organism: Aspergillus aculeatinus CBS 121060
Lineage: Eukaryota; Fungi; Ascomycota; Eurotiomycetes; Eurotiales; Aspergillaceae
Product: argininosuccinate synthase
Exons: 10
Coding region: 80-1333 (417 amino acids)
Biological process (GO): urea cycle; L-arginine biosynthetic process
Cellular component (GO): cytoplasm
Molecular function (GO): ATP binding; argininosuccinate synthase activity
Source: RefSeq, a predicted model, not a curated record
CGUUGUUUCUCUUCAUCUCUCUCCGAAUUCAAUCUUCAUUUCAUUUUCCAUCCUCAUCCCUCUCACACACUCACACAAAAUGGCCUCUGAAAAGCCCCGUGUCUGUCUGGCCUACUCCGGUGGUCUUGACACCAGCUGUAUUCUCCGCUGGCUCAUCGAGGAGGGUUACGACGUCGUCUGCUUCCUCGCCAAUGUCGGUCAGGAGGAGGACUGGGCUGCCGUUGAGGCCAAGGCCCUGAAGAUUGGUGCCAAGAAGAUGAUCAUUGAGGAUCUCCAGCGCGAGUUCAUCACUGAGCUCUGCUUCCCCGCCAUUCAGUGCAAUGCCAUCUACGAGGGCCGCUACCUUCUCGGUACCAGCUUGGCUCGCCCCGUGAUUGCCCGUGCUCAGAUGCGCGCUGCCCAGCGCGAGGGCUGCCAGUACGUCAGUCACGGUGCCACCGGCAAGGGUAACGACCAGGUCCGCUUCGAGUUGGCCUUCUACGCCAUCCAGCCCUCCAUCAAGAUCAUUGCCCCCUGGCGUGAUCCCAAGUUCUUCAAGCGUUUCGCUGGCCGUAACGAUCUUCUUGACUACGCCGCUCAGACCGGCAUCCCCGUCACUUCCACCAAGGCCAAGCCCUGGUCCAUGGACUCCAACUCUGCCCACUGCAGUUACGAGGCCGGCAUCCUGGAGGACCCCAACCAGACCCCUCCCUCCGACAUGUGGACCAUGACCGCCGACCCCCUCACUGCUCCCAACGAGCCCGUCGACCUCACCAUUCACUUCGAGCAGGGUGUCCCCACCAAGCUUGUUGCCCCCGGCAAGGAGUACACCGACCCCGUCGAGCUCUUCUACGCUCUCAACAAGCUCGGCUACACCCACGGUGUUGGCCGUAUUGAUAUCGUCGAGAACCGCUUCAUCGGUCUCAAGAGCCGUGGCUGCUACGACUCUCCUGCUAUGACCAUCCUGCGCGAUGCUCACCUUGACCUUGAGGGUCUUGUCCUUGACGGUCAGGUCCGUGCUCUGCGUGACCAGUUCGUCACCCACAACUGGUCUAUCCAGCUCUACAACGGCCUGUACUUCAGUGCCGAGCGCGAGUUCAUCGAGAACAGCAUCAAGUUCAGCCAGAAGCGCGUCAACGGCGAGGUCCGCGUCCGCCUGUACAAGGGUCACACUUACAUCCUUGGUCGCUCCAGCAGCACCGAGAAGCUCUACUCCGCCGAGGAGGCCUCGAUGGACUCCCUGGAGGACUUCGAGCCCACUGACACCACUGGCUUCAUUGCCAUCCAGUCCAUCCGGUUGAAGAAGUACGGUCUCCAGAAGGCCGAGGAGGGUGAGAGCCUGAGCCGUGCUUAGGCGUGAGGCAUGAUUUGUACGAUUGAUCGGGAUUUUCAUGGGGCAUUUCUAAAAAAGGACAUAAAAGUAACACUUAAUGAAUAAGCACAAUUCUAGACCGAAUCCGAAUACCUUAG